AUGGCUCCUGUCGCCGUGACCGAAGCAGCGCCCGUGUCUGCGCCCGCCACCAAGCUCAACGGCACCAGCGAGAUGAACGGCACCUCCUCCUUCGGGCCCAACACGUCCGCCGUGCUGCACGGUGCCAAGGACCUGCGCAUUGAAGAGCGAGCCUAUGUGGCGCCCUCGGGCGACGAGGUGCAGGUGCGCAUUCGCGCCACCGGCCUGUGCGGAUCGGACCUGCACUACUACCUGCACGGACGCAACGGCGACUUUGCGCUGCAGCACCCCAUGUGUCUGGGCCACGAAUCGGCAGGCGAGAUCGUCGCACUUGGUCCUGACGUCGCCGCCGCGACGGGGCUGGCGGUGGGCGAUAGGGUUGCGAUUGAGGCGGGGCGAUUCUGUGGCUCGUGUGGCAAGUGUCGCGAUGGAAGGUACAAUCUGUGCAAGCAGAUGCGCUUUGCGUCGUCGGCCAAGACGUUUCCGCACCUGGACGGGACGCUGCAGAAGUACAUGAACUGGCCCUCGUGGCUGGUGCACAAGCUGCCUGCCAAUGUCUCGCUCACCAGCGCCGCACUCUGCGAGCCGCUCUCCGUGGUUCUUCAGGGCAUCCGUAGGAGCCAGUUGCAGCCGGGUCAAAGCGUACUUGUGUAUGGUGCGGGUGCGGUGGGUUUGUUGGCUUGUGCGGCUGCCAAAGCUUCGGGUGCUGGAUUCGUUGCUGCGGUCGAUAUCGAUGCGGGUCGACUGGAGUUUGCGGCUGCAAAUGGGUGGGCGGAUGCAACCUACCUCCUCCCCCGUGCACCUCCUACCGAGUCGAAUGGAUCGACUGAAGAGUUGGAUGCACGUGCUCGUAGGACAGCCGAAGACAAAGCCGCGAUCUCUUCCGCCUCGACCUCUGCCCAAACCCUGCUCUCUUCCCUCUCGACCCCACAGCCCUCCACCACCGAGUACGCCGUGCAGCCGGCACCGCUGGAUUUGCGCAGUGACGGAUUCGACGUGGUGUUCGAAUGCACCGGUGUGCCCGCCUGCGUCCAGACGGGCAUCUUCGCCACCAAGGCCGGCGGAAAGAUGGUCCUCAUCGGCAUGGGGAACCCCAUCCAAACGCUUCCCAUCGGCUCAGCAAGUCUGCGCGAAGUGGAUAUCGUCGGCGUCUUCCGAUACGCAAACACCUACCCCACCGCCCUCGCCCUCCUUGCAGGUGGAACCCUCCGCGCCCAAGGAGGUGGCCUCCACGCACAAGCCACCCCCUCCAACUCCAUCGAGGGCAAAGGAAGCGCAAGGAAGAUGGGCGGUAUCGAAAACUUGGUCUCCCACACCUACCCCCUCGCCCAGUCCGCUACCGCUUUCCAAACCCUCGCAAACGGAAAAGACGCAAACGGAAGAGGCGUCGUCAAGGUCUUUAUCACCGACGACGAACCCUAA
Moesziomyces antarcticus is the source of this 1401-nucleotide messenger RNA. Its product is annotated as GroES-like protein. Gene Ontology annotation, molecular function: L-iditol 2-dehydrogenase (NAD+) activity; zinc ion binding. Lineage: Eukaryota; Fungi; Basidiomycota; Ustilaginomycetes; Ustilaginales; Ustilaginaceae. Bases 1 to 1401 code for a protein of 466 amino acids. Gene Ontology annotation, biological process: D-sorbitol catabolic process. The record is from RefSeq and is a predicted model, not a curated record. The transcript has a single exon.